This is a messenger RNA of Daucus carota subsp. sativus, 1600 nucleotides long. RefSeq lists its product as uncharacterized. The coding region runs from base 39 to 1403 and encodes 454 amino acids. Lineage: Eukaryota; Viridiplantae; Streptophyta; Magnoliopsida; Apiales; Apiaceae. The transcript is spliced from 4 exons. Gene Ontology annotation, cellular component: membrane. Gene Ontology annotation, molecular function: metal ion transmembrane transporter activity. The record is from RefSeq and is a predicted model, not a curated record. Gene Ontology annotation, biological process: metal ion transport; transmembrane transport.
UGCUAUGUGCUCAAAUAAUACAAGAUUAAACAACAAGUAUGGCCAGAAGAGGGAGUGUUGAUGGCGAAGGAGAAGGGGAUGACAAUGACAGGGAGCAUUGUUGUUCUUCACCUUUCAUUGAGACGCCUGUUUAUCGCGAAACGCUUACUGGUAGAACGCGCUAUCCAGGUGCAGUUAGAUUGAGAGCGUAUUUGUUUGAUGGAUCAGGAAAUUAUUGUAACAAGGAUUGGGAUCUUAGAGAGGGUAGUGGACAGCAGUUUUGUUGGUACCAUGUAGAGCUUCCGAGAGGGAACCAGAAAUUGUCUCAAUCUGCGCAGUACCUUAUUGAUGCUCUUUGUCCACCUUUGAAACUUCAAGAUAUUCUCUCACUUCUUAGUAAUGGACCCUUCUGUGGUUAUGUAGAUGGUGCUCUUGUUUUUAGAGUCAAUUCACCUGGACAUGCAGCUAGCAAAUUUACUUUCAGAAUUGCGGCGAGGGUUACUGAGAGUUCGGUGAUAACUGUAUCUUUGGGUCGGAUUCCUAGAUUGGGGUUUUCUCCAGCUGGUCAAUCACUUCUUUUGGACGUUCCUAGCGUGGAAAGUCCCACUUAUAAUAGGGGAGAUCAUAGAGAAAGGAGUGGAACUGUGAUUGCAGAACAUGUCCUUGACUUUUUGUUGAGGACAAAUCAUUCAGAGGAGGCAGAUAAUGCUGUGCCAAAGUGUGUAUCAAAUCUUGUUGUUCACAUUAUUGACACACACUUGGAUCACCUUCAGGAUGUCGUGACUACUCUUGAAUUGGAGCUGGACUCAGUAGAGUUCGAACUAGAUAAAGGUGGUUUUGCUCUAAAGGAAAAAUUACUAGAAGAUAGACGGUUCCCAAAGAUGCAUUUAGACUUGCAGCGCCUACUGCAGGCGAUUGCACACGGGGAACAAGUAUUUCCACGAGUCAAGGAAAAAUGUUCUUCGAGAGAUUGGUUUGCCAGCGAAGACAUUAACUCAAUCGAAGAGUUAUGUGGGGGACUUAGGCGACUUAAAGAGAAUGUCGGGUUUAUAGUCAAUCGUGUCACAGCGGUCCAAGCAGGUCUCGACAACUGGCAAUCAGAACAAAUCAACAGAAAACUAUAUUAUCUUUCAUUCCUGUCAAUUAUAUUUCUUCCUUUGUCCAUCAUAACCGGAGUGUUUGGAAUGAAUGUCGGAGGCGUUCCAUGGACAGGACAAGAUGAUCCAAGACUAGAGGAUGGGUUUCGAAACGUGAUCUGGUUGAGUAUGGUAACGCUACUUCUGAUACUGGUGCUCUUUCUUUUUCCAGCACUUUGUAUUCGUCUUACUGCUUGGUUCAGGAAGGGAAAUGUAAGAAAAGGCUGGUACAGAAGGUCUUUUGCCAGGAGAUCUGAUACCAUUAGAAAUGGCUACAUGCGGUUUUAGAAACAGAGAAAGUGACCCUUAUGCUGGCUUAUAUUGUGUUAUGCUGGUCGUUUUUUAUUUUCCCAGAUGUAAAAAAUGCCCCCACUCAUAGACUUUAGACUUUUAUCAUCCACAGCAUUUUCGAAUAGUUUUUUGUCAUCAUUAGGUCAUUUUUGAUACAUACAGUCAUGUGCUUGCAAUUUCUUCAAAUGUUCAAA